CGGCUCGCGCCCUACAUCAUCGACCUGCAGUCAAUGAACCAGUUCCGCCAGGACACGGGGACCCUCCGCCCAGUUCGCCGCAACUACUACGACCCGUCCUCGGCCCCCGGGAAGGGCGUGGUAUGGGAGUGGGAGAACGACAACGGCUCCUGGACGCCCUACGACAUGGAAGUGGGCAUCACCAUCCAACACGCCUACGAGAGGCAGCAUCCCUGGAUCGACCUCACUUCCAUCGGCUUUAGCUACGUCAUUGACUUCAGCACCAUGGGCCAGAUCAACCGGCAGACCCAUCGCCAGCGCCGCGUCCGCCGGCGUCUGGACCUCAUCUACCCCAUGGUCACCGGCACCUUGCCCAAGGCCCAGUCCUGGCCGGCCAGCCCGGGAUCAGCCGGAUCCGCGGGAUCAGCUGCCUCACCACCCGGCCCGCCCUGCUCUUGCCCGCAGUGCGUCCUGGUGAUGAGCGUCAAGGCAGCCGGGCCCCCGCAGCCUCCAGCCGCCCGCAAGAACGUGCCCCCAUCCGGAGCGGUCAAGCUGCCCCCACCACCACCAGGACCUGGGGCCAAGCUCCUGGACAGCACGGGCACCAUCCGAGGCCCCGUGAAGACAGCCCCAUCCCAGCCAAUCCAGCGACAGGCCGCCAGCACGCCGGCAGGGGCGGCUGUGGGCUCUCCUGCCAGCCCCCCGGGGACCAACGGCAAGACAGGAAGGGUGGCCCUGGCGACCUUGAAUAGGACCAACCUGCAGCGGCUGGCCAUGGCGCAGUCCCGGGUGCUGAUCGCCUCUGGGGUCCCCACCGUCCCAGUGAAGAACCUAAAUGGGUCCAGUCCUGUCAAUCCUGCCUUAGCAGGCAUCACUGGGAUCCUCAUGAGUGCAGCGGGGCUGCCUGUGUGUCUCACCAGGCCACCAAAGCUGGUCCUCCACCCACCCCCCGUCAGCAAGAGCGAAAUAAAAUCCAUCCCAGGGGUUUCCAAUACAAGCCGCAAGACCACCAAAAAACAAGCCAAGAAAGGUAAAACCCCAGAAGAAGUGCUGAAGAAGUAUCUGCAGAAGGUCCGGCACCCGCCAGAUGAGGACUGCACCAUCUGUAUGGAGCGCCUCACAGCCCCCUCAGGCUACAAGGGCCCGCAGCCAACGGUCAAGCCUGACCUGGUGGGAAAGCUGUCCAGAUGCGGCCACAUCUACCACAUCUACUGCCUGGUUGCCAUGUACAACAAUGGCAACAAGGAUGGCAGUUUGCAGUGUCCAACCUGUAAGACCAUUUAUGGGGUGAAAACAGGCACCCAGCCUCCAGGAAAGAUGGAGUACCACCUCAUCCCCCACUCGUUGCCUGGCCACCCAGACUGCAAAACCAUCCGGAUCAUCUACAGCAUCCCCCCUGGCAUUCAGGGACCAGAACACCCAAAUCCUGGGAAGAGCUUCAGUGCCCGUGGUUUCCCGAGACACUGUUACCUUCCAGACAGUGAGAAAGGGAGAAAAGUUCUGAAGUUGCUGCUGGUGGCCUGGGAUCGCCGCCUCAUUUUUGCCAUUGGUACUUCCAGCACGACGGGCGAGUCAGACACCGUCAUAUGGAAUGAGGUUCACCACAAGACAGAGUUUGGCUCGAAUCUCACUGGCCAUGGCUACCCAGAUGCCAAUUACCUGGAUAAUGUGCUGGCUGAACUGGCUGCCCAGGGUAUUUCUGAGGACAGCACUGCCCAGGAGAAGGACUGAACAGGAAGGGCUUUGGGGGAGAGGGGCUGUGGGGACCACAGGGUAGGAAGUGGGGAGAGUCAAGGUAGAAGUUGGUGCAGUGCUCUCCCGACUCCCUCAUCUCCCCUCCUGUCCUGUCUCCAUUCCCCAUCCCUCCCAGCCACAGGGGGGAGCCAGAUUGAGUAAGGGAAUGUUAUUCAUAAACCUCAUCCAUUACAAAAGGGACAUGAGAUGAGGGCCAUCCCCAGUCUGUUCCCAUGGGGUUUUCGGUGCUGGGUAGUCAAGAAAACCAUCCCUCACCCCCUAAGUGGGGGCAUGUGUGGACAGUGCAUGGGCACUCCAUAUCCUGGCCUCGU
This is a messenger RNA of Myotis lucifugus (little brown bat), 2045 nucleotides long. RefSeq names its product deltex E3 ubiquitin ligase 4 (gene DTX4). Gene Ontology annotation, molecular function: ubiquitin protein ligase activity; zinc ion binding. Gene Ontology annotation, biological process: protein ubiquitination; Notch signaling pathway. Gene Ontology annotation, cellular component: nucleoplasm. The record is from RefSeq and is a predicted model, not a curated record. Bases 34 to 1710 code for a protein of 558 amino acids. The transcript has 9 exons. NCBI's taxonomy places the organism in Eukaryota, Metazoa, Chordata, Mammalia, Chiroptera, Vespertilionidae.